AUGAGACCACUGAAGAUCAAAAAAAUGGUUCGUAGUCCCGAAACUGGCUUGACUGUUGCCGCAAGCGUGGAAAGAGAGUUUUGUAUUCGUAACAAUGGCAAAUGGUGCGAAGAAAAUGCUUCGUCAUCAACAUCCCUCGAAAGGAUUGCUAAUGAACUUAAAGAGCUCAAGGAACAAAUAGGAGCUAUUUGUGCUGGAGACGUCGAUAACAUACGAAAAUGGCGAAUACAUACUCAAACAACCCAUCCACUAUCCGCCGCUCCUAAAUUGUUAAGGGAACAGUUUCAUUGUAAUGCGACCAGCCAGGCCUAUUGUAAAUUUCUUGAAAUUCUUGUACGAUAUCCUCGCUUACUGCAUAUACAUCCUUCAUGUAAAUGUCUAAGGUCAUUUCACCUUUGCGAAGCACCUGGACACUUCAUAUCUGUGCUAGAUCGCUUCCUCUGCACUUUCUAUUCCAAAAUGGAUUGGUUUUGGGAAGCGAAUUCUCUCAAUCCUCACUAUGAGGGAACAAGUGCCUGUGACAUGUUGCUUGAAGAUGAGAUAAUAUUAGGUCAACCAGAAAGGUGGUGCUUUGGAAAAGAUGACAGUGGAGAUAUCACCAAGUGGAACGAUGAUUAUGUUGGUUCGCUUACGUGUAAUGGGUGCUUUAAUUUGGUGACAGCGGAUGGAAGUUUAUACACUCAGGAUUUACCAAGUGAACAGGAGUCGAAAACACUGCCUUUGCUCGAGUCUGAGUUUAGGAUCGCUCUCCAGCUCCUUGCUAACGGAGGAUCACUUAUUGUAAAGAUUUACACUACAUAUUUGCCCAAAACCCGUCUUUUAAUCAGUAGCAUAGCUUCACAUUUCGAUGAUGUCUUUGUAUUCAAACCAAUGAGCAGCAAAGGGGGAAACAAUGAGCGUUACCUCAUCUGUAUGGGAUUCAAUCGUUCUGAGUCGAGUAACUGCGAUGAGACAACUGGCAGUGGUGUCCUUCUGAAUUGCGAAGCCUACUUUUCGGGUCUGCAGAGUUCGUUUAUCAGAGCAAAUUUAGAUUCAUACAAUACUAUUACAAAGGCAGAGGUUGGAAGGUAUCGCGAUCACGUAUUGAGGGAGUUUCACAAACGCGCCCUUACGAAUUAUAUCGGAAACCCAUUAAGAGUAUCUCACCUCAAUCAAGAACCACAGGAGCGUCCAUGGAUCGGCAUGUUCGGUCAGAAUUAUGUUGAAACGCUCCGGCGAAUCUGUGACGGGCAGUCAGCGCUGGAGUUUCUCAAAAACUUUCAUCAAUGUGAUGUAAUGACCGAGCAUGAGAAUAUUGGCAAUGUUGAAGUGGAAUUCGCCGAGAACGAGCUCGAGUUCUUCGAGUGGCCGAUGCAAGCGCUCCUAGAUGUUAAGGUAAUAGUGACAGCUCCACGUGUCGCUGAAGUUCUGCAUUCACUGUUUGUUCCUCCCGGUCUUCUUCGGUCUUUAAAAAUAUGGCAGUCUGAGGCUCUGGUUGACCUUUGUUCAUCUUCUCCACCGUAUGAAGAUGGCGGCGGGCGCUAUCUUCAGUCUCUUCAGUUUUGUGGAGUUAUAUCAGUAGAUGCAUAUCAACUGCGAUCUCAGAAGGAUUGGUGCUAUUUGUUGAGCAAUCUGCUAGAAGCAGUUCGGGAAGAGAAAAUAUCGGAGCUGAAGUUGGUUUGGUCUGCGUCAUCGAUACCACUUGUACUAUCGCGUUUUUCCGCAUCCGUCAUAGCAAUGAUGUGUGUAAUGUUUUUCCAGUUUCGAUUUGGAGACCACGAUGUGUUAGCUACAUUUUCCAAACCGAACUACUCAGAAGACAUUCCGACCACUUUGGAAUCUUAUCUCUCUAAGUUGACUCUUGCAGCAUCAUCGCAAAUGGAGAGGGUCCAUUGCUUCGUGCCAACAGCGAUGCUGGCCAUGUUACAUCCCUAUCUUCUUGACCUAAAUCGUCGUCAGUGGCAAGUGUUACUCUCAGGAAUGGACUUGAGCACUGUCGUAGACAAAGAUGUGGAGGCAUUAUGA
Molecule: messenger RNA, 2004 nt
Organism: Haemonchus placei
Lineage: Eukaryota; Metazoa; Nematoda; Chromadorea; Rhabditida; Trichostrongylidae
Source: the annotation of a GenBank genome assembly